CCCGGCGCGGGGCGGGGGUGGGUGCGGCGGGGGUCCCCGGGCGGCCGAGCGCGGAGGAAAGAGGGAAGGUGGGCUGGCGUCGCGGGAGCCGGCGAAGCGGAGCGGGCAUCGGACCGACCCCUCCCCUAAGAGACCCCGCCCCGGCCCCGGCCCGGCCGGAUGGACCCCCCCGCGGCCAAGCGGAGCCGGGGCUGCCCCGCGGGACCGGAGGAGCGCGACGCCGGGGCCGGGGCCGUGCGCGGCCGGGGCCGGCCCGAGGCGCUGCUGGACCUCAGCGCCAAGCGAGUGGCCGAGAGCUGGGCCUUCGAGCAGGUCGAGGAGCGGUUCUCCCGGGUGCCGGAGCCGGUCCAGAAGCGCAUCGUGUUCUGGUCAUUUCCACGCAGCGAGCGGGAGAUAUGUAUGUACUCGUCGCUGGGCUGCCAGCCCCCAGAGGGCGAGCACGACGCCCGGGUGCCCUUCACCCGCGGGCUGCACCUGCUGCAGAGCGGGGCCGUGGACCGCGUGCUGCAAGUGGGGUUCCAUCUGAGUGGAAACAUCCGGGAGCCAGGGGGCCCCGGGGAGCCCGAGCGCCUGUACCCUGUCUCCGUCAGCUUUGACCGCUGCAAGAUCACGGCCGUGAGCUGUGGCUGCGACAACCGUGACCUCUUCUACUGUGCCCACGUGGUGGCCCUGUCGCUGUACCGCAUCCGGCACGCCCGCCAGGUGGAGCUGCGGCUGCCCAUCUCCGAGACGCUGUCGCAGAUGAGCCGCGAGCAGCUACAGAAGUUCGUGCAGUACCUCAUCAGCGCCCACCACACCGAGGUGCUGCCCACCGCCCAGCGCCUGGCCGACGAGAUCCUCCUCCUGGGCUCCGAGAUCAACCUGGUACACGGCGCCCCAGACCCCACUGCGGGCGCAGGAAUCGAGGAUGCCAACUGUUGGCACCUGGACGAGGAGCAGAUCCAGGAGCAGGUGAAGCAGCUGCUGUCCAACGGUGGCUACUAUGGCGCCAGCCAGCAGCUGCGCUCCAUGUUCUGCAAGGUGCGGGAGAUGCUGCGGAUGCGUGACUCCAAUGGGGCACGCAUGCUGAUCCUCAUGACCGAGCAGUUCCUGCAGGACCCACGCCUGGCCUUGUGGCGGCAGCAGGGCGCCGGCAUGACGGACAAGUGCCGGCAGCUGUGGGACGAGCUGGGGGCCCUGUGGGUGUGCGUCGUCCUGAGCCCCCACUGCAAACCAGAGGAGCAGGCGAGCUGGCUCCAGCUGCUUGGCCAGUGGGACAAGCUGGACGUGUGCCCACUGGAAGAAGGCAAUUACUCUUUCGAUGGCCCCAACGUGCGGCCCACUGUGGCCCUCAGCCCAGGCGCGGAGGGGGAGGAGGAGGAGGAGGAGGUGGCGGCUGCAGGUUCCCGCCACACCGUAUUCGGCCGCGCCCUGCAGGCCGGGUCCCUGCGCUGGAGCGACGCCCACCUGCAGAGGAUCCUGGCCAGUGACUCCUACGGCCCCAGCCUCACCGGCAACGUGGGCAGCGACAAGCCGAUCUUCGACCCCCAGGGCCACCCACUGUGGCUGGGCGAGCCCUUCCCCACCGCCUGUGCCCGGGUGGACACCCUGCGUGCCCACGGGUACCCCCGCCAGGCCCUGCGGCUGGCAGGUGCCGUGGUCAACACGCUCCGGCUGCAGCGGCGACAGCAGCUUGAGACCUACAAGCAGCAGAAGAAAGAGCUGCUGCAGAAAGGCUCCACCUGCAUCACCAACACCGAAGGAUGGGUGGGCCACCCCCUGGACCCCAUUGGCUGCCUCUGCAGGGCGCUCCUGGAGGCCUGUCGCCUGGAGGAAGAGACCCUCACCCUUUACCCAGACUCAGGCCCGGAGAAGCGGAAGGUGGCCUACCAGCACGUACCUGUGCCUGGGAGCCCUGGGGAGUCCUACUUGGCGCUGGCGCUGGAGGUGGCCCUGCUGGGUCUGGGGCAGCAGCGGGCCCUGCCCGAGGGGCUGUACGCCCAGGACAAGGUGGUGCGCAACGAGGAGCAGCUGCUGGCCCUGCUAGAGGAGGUGGAGCUGGACGAGCGGCUGGUGCAGGUGCUGCGGAAGCAGGCGGGGCUCCUGCUGGAAGGGGGUCCGUUCAGCGGCUUCGGAGAGGUGCUGUUCCGGGAGAGCGUGCCUAUGCACACCUGUGCCCGCUACCUGUUCGCCGCGCUGCUGCCCCACGACCCCGACCUGGCCUACCGCCUGGCGCUGCGAGCCAUGAGGCUGCCUGUGCUGGAGACAGCGUUCCCCGCCGGAGAGGCUCACGCCAGCCCACUGGACUCCGUCAUGAGUAACCGCUUCCCCCGCUGGUUCAUCCUUGGCCACCUGGAGACCCGCCAGUGCGAGCUGGCCUCCGCCAUGCUGACGGCCGCCAAGGGAGACCCCAAGUGGCUGCACGCGGUACUGGGCUCCAUCCGGCAGAACAUUCACUCACCGGCCCUGCUCUUCAAGCUGGCGCAAGACGCCUGCAAGACGGCCACCCCAGCCGGCGCACCACCGGACACCACCCUGCUGGGCAUCGCGCUCGAGCUGGGCCUGCAGGUGAUGCGGAUGACCCUGAACACCAUGACGUGGCGGCGGAGGGAGAUGGUGCGCUGGCUGGUCAGCUGUGCCACAGAGAUCGGCCCAGAAGCCCUGAUGAACAUCAUGCAGAAUUGGUACUCCUUGUUCACCCCAGUGGAGGCGGCCACCAUCGUGGCCGUGACAGGCACCACUCAUGCCACACUGUUGCGGCUGCAGCUGGACACGGCCCGGCGGGAGGAGCUGUGGGCCUGCGCCCGCACCCUGGCCUUGCAGUGUGCCAUGAAAGACCCUCAGAACUGUGCCCUGCCCGCCCUCACCCUGUGCGAGAAGAACCAUGCAGCCUUUGAGGCGGCCUACCAGAUCGUGCUGGACGCUGCGGCUGGUGGCCUGGGCCACGCCCACCUCUUCACCGUAGCCCGCUACAUGGAGCACCGCGGCCUGCCGCUGCGGGCCUACAAGCUGGCCACGCUGGCCCUGGCGCAGCUCAGCAUUGCCUUCAACCAGGACAGCCACCCGGCCGUCAACGACGUGCUCUGGGCCUGCUCACUCAGCCACUCGCUGGGCCGGCACGAGCUCUCGGCCAUCGUCCCCCUCAUCAUCCGCAGCGUCCACUGCGCCCCCAUGCUCUCUGACAUACUGCGCCGCUGGACUCUCUCAGCACCCGGCCUGGGGCCCCUGGGGGCCCGCCGGGCUGCCAAGCCACUGGGCACCGACCGGGCGCCACUCUGCCAGCUCCUGGACGCUGCGGUGGCAGCCUACAUCACUACCAGCCACUCCCGCCUCACGCACAUCAGCCCGCGGCACUACGGCGACUUCAUCGAGUUCCUGGGCAAGGCGCGAGAGACCUUCCUGCUGGCGCCCGAUGGGCACCUCCAGUUCGCGCAGUUCUUGGAGACCCUGAAGCAGACCUACAAGGGCAAGAAGAAGCUGAUGCUUUUGGUGCGGGAGCGUUUCGGCUGAGGACCGCAGGCAGGCGGUGGCCUCGCCCCGCAGCACCCGCUCCCCAUCGGGGGCCUCAACACUGGGGGCCCACGGGCAUUUCAGUAUUAAGUCAGGGACGGAGCCCAGCCGGAGCUAGGGGGUCUUGCCUGCCCGCCCCCCAAGCCUGGAAGGAGGUAGGAGGUAGGGGUCCUGCCACGUGUGUGCCUAGCAGUGUGCAAGCAAGUGUUCGAGACUCGAGGAUCAGAAGCCAUACCACCACCCAGAGGCCUGGAAGAGGGUGUGAGCUUGGGCAGCUGGUAUGACCCCACCUCGGGCACCCCAAAAGCAAUAGGCAAGCACCACCUCCCCAGAGUUGUAGGUCUGCCUUGGGCUGCGCUGGGCCAUGGCCGGGGCUGGGAGGCAGGACUUCCAGCAAUGGGCUCUCCAGCUCAGUGCAGCACACCCUCCCUGCACCCCGCCCAGGGUGGCCAGGGGGCUUGUGUUAGGGCGUUUCGAUCUCCUUUUGUACUCUCUCUGCCUCAGGAGCCCCAUUCCACAGCCCUGCGCCCCCUCCAGGCUGCCCAGCUGGACCAAUGGCCCACCCCCACCGAAGGAUUUGAAGAGGCCUCAGGCCUCAGCCACAUACCUCACCCCAUCCGGCCAGGACUCCCAUUCCUAUAGGUGCCAGGGUCCCAGGGCGGGCUGGGGGUCACUGCUGCCCCUCCCCUUACCUGUCAGUCACUGGACAUACAACUCAGGAACCGAGCCAGGCUCACACUGUCCUCCAAAGCUGGUGUUAGGAGACAAGCACAGGCCAGCCAGGGGCCCCAGCCCCAACCGGGUCUGGGCUUCUGGCCCUGGCCCUCUCCUGCCUCCCUGCCGCCUCCAUCUCUCCCCCUCCCUGUAUCUCCCUCCAUUCGGCCUGCCUUUCUGUUUGUGUCUCCCAGCCGCUCCCCUCUGUCUCGUCUCCUCUUGUAAUUAAGGACAAAGGAUCACAUCAUUUUGUAACUCGUUUCUAUUUAUUGAACCAUAUAUUGUAUUUUCCUUUUUUUUUUUUUAAAGAUUGAACACAGCG
Messenger RNA from Equus caballus (horse), 4525 nucleotides. RefSeq names its product zinc finger SWIM-type containing 4 (gene ZSWIM4). Gene Ontology annotation, cellular component: Cul2-RING ubiquitin ligase complex. Gene Ontology annotation, molecular function: zinc ion binding. The record is from RefSeq and is a predicted model, not a curated record. Lineage: Eukaryota; Metazoa; Chordata; Mammalia; Perissodactyla; Equidae.